Molecule: messenger RNA, 876 nt
Organism: Plasmodium yoelii
Lineage: Eukaryota; Apicomplexa; Aconoidasida; Haemosporida; Plasmodiidae
Product: tetratricopeptide repeat protein, putative
Exons: 1
Coding region: 1-876 (291 amino acids)
Molecular function (GO): protein binding
Source: RefSeq, a predicted model, not a curated record
AUGGAUGUUAUUUCGAAUGGUACUAAAUUAAAAAACGUAGACAAUGAACCAGAACAAUAUGUUAAUAAAAAUAAAAAUUUAGGCACAAAUGUUUCUGAAAAAUAUGUCCCAGAAUUAUCAAGCAUGUAUUUAAAAGAGGACCCUCUUAUGCUAGCUGAAAAUAAAUCACAAAAUGAUGAGAGUGAUCAAAGUGAGGAAAAGAGGGAGGAAAAACUAAACAUCUUAAAGAAUACAGAUAUUUCUGAUGAUGAAAAACUAAGCAAAGAUGAUGCAAAUGAAAAAUACAAAAACGGUGAUUAUGAAGAAGCAUUAAAAAUAUGGAAAAGAGGGUUAAAAUCAAUAAAUUAUGUUUUAUCAAAACACGAAGAAUUAAAUAGUGAAAAAUUAAAUGAAUUUAAAAAAUUACACUCUACUUAUUGUAGUAAUAUUGCUCAAGGGCAUUUAAAAUUAAACCAAUAUUCUGAAUGUGUUAAAUAUUCAUUACUGGCACAAGAAAAUGAUAGGCUAAAUGCUAAAAUUUAUUUUAGACUAGCUAAAGGGUAUUUUAUGCUAGGAAAAUAUGAUGAGGCAUUGCAUAUAUUAAAUGAGGGAAUUAAAAUAAAUAAUGAUACAGCAUUAAUUAAUUUAUUACAAGUUGUAAAAAGAAAAAAACUCAUAUAUUUACAAAAGGAAAAAAAUACUAUGAAAUUUAUUUUCCAAAAGCUCGAAGAAAAAUCAAUAAUGGAAACUGAUAAAAGAAAUGCAAAACAAUUCUUUAAUAAUAUUUUUUCAUUUAUUUGUGUUUUUCUUAUGUAUGUUUAUUCUUUAUUUGUUAAUUUAUCAAACUACUUUUCCCACAUAAUAAAAAAAUCGAAAAUGAUAAAGAAGGACGAAUAG